Messenger RNA from Penaeus chinensis, 2676 nucleotides. RefSeq lists its product as uncharacterized. Gene Ontology annotation, molecular function: protein tyrosine phosphatase activity. Gene Ontology annotation, cellular component: secretory granule. The record is from RefSeq and is a predicted model, not a curated record. Gene Ontology annotation, biological process: protein dephosphorylation. Lineage: Eukaryota; Metazoa; Arthropoda; Malacostraca; Decapoda; Penaeidae.
AUGAUCGUUCUGUGUAGGAAAAACAACAACGGUAAUAAACAUUGCUUUAUAGAUAGAUUAGACAAGAGUUUCGACAUCCGCCAAGAUUUCACCUUCACGGCCGGGAAAGUCGGAAGGGUCAUAGGAGGGCAGAAACAGCACCAUGUAAGAAGGCCAGGAUGCCUGUUUAGCGACACCCUGUGCGAGAGGGACAGCGAGUGGUGUUUCGACGAAACCACGCUCUUUAUUCGGCUUUCGGGCGCCUCUCUCAGCUCUCACCAGCUCCGCGGCACAUCAACAAGAAAUGAUCUCCAGACGUACGAUCUCGGGUCUGAGGACCUGCGGCUCCUGGAGCAGGAGAUGCAGCGGCUGUUCAUGCUUGGAUACCGCUGGUCGCACACCUACACCCAGUGUGUCCUCCAGACGCUGCUGCACUCCAUCAGCCACAAGACCAAGUUUGACCUGAGUACCUGCAAUGGCGAGCUGGACCAGGACCUGGAGGGGGCGAUCAGAGCCAUAGAGGGAGAGGAACUGGAGCAGGUUGAUCCCCGCAACCUGGCCAUUGUCCGCUUCACGCCCUCGGCCACGGACCCGCACACGGACUUCGCCGACGAGGUGUACUUCCCGCCCAUCAGGGAAGGCGCGGCGCACAACGGCUUCACGCCCUCGGCUUCCGGCGACGACGGAGACGCCCACGCCGACUUCGCCGACGAGGUCUACUUUCCACCCGGGGGAGAGUCCAAUGCCAUCAACGGGGAUCGCGAACACCAGGAGUCCGCCACGAGCGAGCCGGGCGCUUCGUCGGGUCCUCCUGACCGCCCCCGGCCCCCACCCCCCCCCACGAGGGGAAACGGAGCCAAGGGGGGGUGGGGCCCUCCCUGCCAACCCUCCCGGCCCCCCCACCGACCACGCCAGCGCCCCUCCCCGCCGCCGGAAAACCCCCCGGGUGCGGGACACGGGCGACAUUACUCCUACGGCGAGAACGACUACGACGACUACCAGUCCCCGUACCACUUCCAGUCCCCCGUCAGCCCCAUGAUGUUCCGGAAGCGAGGCAUGGGUCUUCCCCGCGGCAACGACGCCCUCUACCAGGAUGCCGCUCUGCCCAGCAAGCUCGCCGCCAUCUUCGACAUCAGAAGGAUGCGGGACUCGCGGCAGCAGGCCUUCCAGCCGAGGAACCAGUACCCGACGCCCGAGGAGAGAGUGGCCUUCCCUGAGCGGCUCCUCAAGAACGAGUUCGGGUACGACGACGGCGACGAGGACGAAGACGAGGGCGUGUUCGAGGAGCAGCCCGUGAGGCCAGCGUAUGCCCAGCGCCUCCAGUUCUUCGGCGGAAACGAGGACUUGUUGGGUCCAAGUGUGGAGUCGAAUGCCUGGAGUCCAGACCGGCGACUGGAGGAGAAUCAGCGCGGGGAAGGCAUGAGGAACAACAUGCCCGACCUGCUGCAGGAAUCUCUCGAUCUCCAGGACAUCUUGCGGAGCUUCCGGCCCCAGAUGGGAGGCGGCGGUGGACCAGGAUACCCCAGCAACGCCCCUGCAUUCCCCAGCAUGAGCAGGAACACCAACUUCCAGGACUACGCGGGAAUCCCACAGGAAAGGCUCCCGGAGUUCGUGCUGCCCGACCCCUACCUCCCCGAGAUCCCGAGGCCGAGGUUCGGCCUUGAGAGCGGACCCGGACCCGAAGCGGCCUUCUUCGACCGCCGGGACGACCUAGAGGAGUACCAACUGGAGCAGCUGGAGCAGGAGGUGGAGAAGGAGCUGGCUAGGGAGUCACCAAGGACUUCUGCGCUGCGGGAAGCGUUUGGUCCGCAACUGAACGCGCUGGACGACUACGGUAACGACUACGACGAAUACGGCGGCUUGGACGACUACAGCGAUUACCCCGGAGGCCGGCAGAUGCUCUUCGGAGAUUCGCCGUUUGCGCUCCAGAAAAAGGACGAGGAAACACUUGGAGACGACUACGCUGAGCUGCUGGCGGGCGAGGACCUCAACUUCCAGCGGCCGGAGCGGGAGGACGUGAAGAAGCCCGGCCCCCCCUACAGCGUCAACAACUUCGCCUUCAAGAACAGCGACGGCGAGGAGGAGAACGACCGAGGCUAUGAAGAGCUGGACGACCAAGAACCCGUGGCUGAAGGAGGUGACGUCAUGUUGCCUCGCCUUCUGCAGGAGGGUCGCGCGUUGCCCCCUGAGCAGCUCGACCUCAGAGAAGUCAAUGACUUGCAAGCCGCCGCCAAGCUCCUGGGACCUGCCAUACAACCGGAAGAGCAAGUUCCUGAUCUCCUUCUGGACGACGAGGUUUUGGUAGACAAGGCAAGCGAUGACGUUAAUGUCGGAGACCCUAAGAUGGCAAGACUCAAGGCCGUGUCGGAGGAACCUAUGCCAACGCAAGCCUCCACGGAGACGCCGCACUACAAACCCAUCUCGCCCGAUACGGUCUAUAUCAACGUCAACAGAAGUUUCGAGUCGUGGGCUGAGGCAAAGAAGCUGGCAGACCUUGUCAUGCGCGAGGCCGGCCUUGGCGGAGAUCACUUGGGCGAACUCAGUAAGGACGGCGGCCAGGUCACCUUCCGGAUCAAAGAAAACGGCAGGGGGAUUACGGCAUCCGACGUGGCAAAGAAAGCGAACGACCAGGACCUUCGAGAGCAAGUGAAGAAGAAGCUCGGCCUUGAAAUCAUGGGCACGGAAGCUGUUACGAAG